UCUUAAGUAAUGAAACGGCGCUUCUUCUCCGUGGUCAUUUCACGUGACUUGUUGGGACGUCAACUGACUCACUGCGUCUCGCCACAUCAGCUUCCGCUCAGUUUCUCCGAUCUCUUCAUACACCUCGCAAAUACACCUUCACACCAACAUCAUGCCUCCCGGUGAAAGGGCCAUCAAGGCCUUAUCGAACGUUUUGCGGCGUGUUACUGAAACAGGCCGUCAGGCGAUUCGUGAGGCUCUCGAAGAAGGCUGGCCACCCGGCAACAAUGGCGGUGGCGGCGGCGGUCUAUUUGGCCGCAGACGUGAACUCGUUCCAGUGAGAGUGCCCGUGCCAGUCAACAACAGACCUCGUUUUCCUCAGGCGCCUUCAGGGUCUUCUUCUCGCUGGUAUUCGACAUCUUCGCGACAUUGGUUUUCUUCCGACUCCUUCACGCGACAGGCUCUCAAUCAGCAGGCGCGGGGCUACACCAACUCUAGCAGAGCAUACGCUUCUCCAGCUCGUUUCAAUUCUGUUUCUGCUCGACUAUCCAACAUCAAGCACAGCACUACGUUUGCACACCCAAUCUAUCGUCCGAGAAUUGGCGGUACUUUGCACAGAUCUCCAAUGGGAUACUCGCUUCCCGGCUUUCGAGCCCGCGGCUCAGCGAGAUACUUCUCGUACAACGUUCGUCCUAUGGCCGACGUCAUUUCCAAUCUCUCAGCCGGCUUCUGCGCUAGCGGUAUUGGAGCUUCCAAGCUUGCCGGUUCAAUUGAGAAGAUGGGGCCAUCAUAUGUUCAUCAGAAGAAGCUCAAUGUUUUUGUCACCGAGAACAACACCGUUCGUGUCACCUUCGCUGACGCGCCCCGGAAGUUUGAAGACUCCUCGGUAUACUUCGGAUCCGCUCAGAACGCUGACGGCGAGAAGACUGUUUCGGGUGCUACCCGUCAAGUUGCUUGCAUCUCUUUCGAUGUGACUCCGACGUACGAAUCUGGCACCGUGGGUACCUUGACCCAGGAGUCUGCGUACGUCAUUUUUCCCAAAUGGCAGCAGGAUUAUCAAGACAACAUGUCAGCUAUAGUUCGAGAUAUCCAGAAGCUCUCGCAACUUGGCGAGCUGAGCUUCCGCGUGCAGCAUUGCGACAACGGACAACAGUUUCUCAGAGUCUAUCUCGGCGAUAGAUCGCGGGAUGAAGUCGAGCUGAUUUGCCAGGAGCUCCAUCUUUCGCGAGCUAUUAUCGUGGACGUUGACAUUACUGAAGUCGAUGCUGUCAUGCUUGCCACUGCUGGUACAGCUCUUUCCGAUUCCACAGUCCCUGUAGUUUCAGCUCCCGUUCAAGAUACAAAUUCGGACUACGCGGACAAUAACUCACUUUUGUCCUCUCCGUUCUCGUCACAGUAUUUGUCGAAUCCUGGCGCUGUAAGCGUCGCAUCUGAUGCAACGUAUCUGCAACUCAUGCCUAGCUUCUACGGUAGCGAAGGCAGCGACUACUCUGACGUUCCUUCAGAUUCAUUUGCGCCUUGGGCCGACAACGGACGGGUUUUACCUCCGGUUUAGACGCCCGCACCUUUUUAUCUCAAUCAUCAGCUCACUACCCCUGCUUCAGAGGUGUGUAUGGAUGAAAUUUGGCGCUUAUAUUGGAGUUUAUUGGGCAGAAAUUUUAUUAUAUUUUGGAUUUCAUUCGUUCUUGGUUUUCAUCUUUUGUGACUUUCCGUUCUGGUAUUGAUUGUGGUACUUCCGUGUGACUUUUGCAUGUUUCUAGUUUCUAUUACACUAUACAUGAACAGUGGAUCCUGCAUGGAGUCGUCUAGUGAGAAUUGC
This is a messenger RNA of Myxozyma melibiosi, 1798 nucleotides long. RefSeq lists its product as uncharacterized. The coding region runs from base 152 to 1534 and encodes 460 amino acids. The record is from RefSeq and is a predicted model, not a curated record. Lineage: Eukaryota; Fungi; Ascomycota; Lipomycetes; Lipomycetales; Lipomycetaceae. The transcript has a single exon.